GGUACCCAAGACGGCAGAGUUGCGCGUGUGCCUUCCCAGGUCCUGGCAGCACCAUCCGGCUGGGAGGUGAGGACGCUGGCCGCCGUUUUUAUGACUGCAAGGAACACUGGGUGUUUUUAUUUUGAUUUCUUCCUCACUGGAUACAUAUGUACAAGCUAUUAAAGGCGUGAAGACGGCACGCGUGUGAACGCGCGCAGCGAUAUCGAUGGGGAAAAUAAGUUGAUCGCAUUCGGAAGAAUGUUUUCCUCGUUCCAGGAAAAGGGAUUGCUCAGUUGAUCAGCGUGAUGGGUGUUUCGAGAAUAGAGGCGCUUGGGGGAUUUUGACAUUUGGAGAAGAUCUGGAGAUAUCCAUCAACAGUUUAGGGCUUUUCGAGAGCAACAUAAAACAGCAACAAUUGCACAGAGCGCCAUACUGCAAAAAACAGAGCUUCCCGGAUCGAUACAGUGCAAUCUCCUGCACGAGUUUUUUUUUUUUCUUCAUGCGGAAGAAUUUAAAAUUCCUAUUUAAAUUCAUAUUAAAUUGAAACAAGUAAGCUGGCGAGCAAGUAUAGAGUCGGCAACGGUGGCCUUACUGAGAUCCGCGUAACUUCUGCAAGCUGCAUGCAGCCCUGGUGGUGGAAACAGGGCUGGAAAUCAGCCCAAAAUGGCAAAUAUGAAGAAAUCUAAAAGAUUAAUAUCGCAUUGCCCACGUAUCUUGUACUAUUAGCGGAUUACCUUUGCCAUACAUGCCCCGAGUUUCGAGUGGAGCAAGGUGCUUACUUGUUCCUCCAACAUGAGGGAGAUAUAAGGCCGUGUAGAAUUUAUUUAUUAUGGGGGGAGUGGGCUUUCUUUUCGGUCGCAUUAACAUUUUGAUUUAACCCCUCUCUCGUUUUUACUUUUGUUUUGUUUUCUCUUCACGAGAGGUUUCUUGUAUGCGCGCGAUUGCUAUUUAUUUGCUAGUCUAAAACGAAUAAAAAAAGAAAGAUCCUCGGAAGUAGGUCAGAUCAAAGAAAAAGAUAAAGCUUUAGAGUUAGCUAUGAUCUUUCUCAUGUUAGUAUGAUACAUUUCCACACUCAUUCUGAUAUGCGUCGGACAUUUCUUCUCUGAUUUAGGCUACACAUCGUUAGGCUACAUGACAGCCAAAUGAGAGUUUGACCACCACUGCCGCUUAUCCUAAACAGCCUUUUUGUAGUCCCUCUUUGUUGUGUUUUUGUUUUUCCACCUCUCAUUUUUGGGCUGUUGAGUGAGUGAAUGGCUCUGUGCGGAACGACGGCUUCCAAUGCCGCGAAAAUGAUGGCCGCUUAUAACGGCGGAGGCACCUCGGCAGUGGCAGCGCAUCACCCGCACCAUCACCACCAGCUUGCUCAUCUCCCGCCACCCGCCCACCUCCACCACCAUCACCACCCGGGCCAGCAUCACCUCCAGCACCCCGGCUCGGCUGCUGCCGUACACCCCGUACAGCAGCACGCUUCCACGGCUGCUGCUGCUGCCGCGGCGGCGGCGGUGAUGUUGAACCCGAACCAGCAGCAGCCGUACUUCCCCUCGCCCGCUCCUGGGCAAGCUCCGGGGCCGGCGGCCGCUGCGGCUCCGGCGCAAGUUCAGGCGGCCGCUGUGAAGGCGCAUCAUCACCACCACCAACACUCGCAUCACCUGCAACAACAGCUGGAUAUUGAGCCGGACAGACCUAUCGGAUACGGAGCUUUCGGUGUUGUUUGGUCAGUGACGGACCCCAGAGAUGGCAAACGAGUGGCCCUUAAAAAGAUGCCCAACGUCUUCCAAAACCUUGUCUCCUGCAAGAGAGUUUUCCGUGAGCUGAAGAUGCUCUGUUUCUUCAAGCACGACAAUGUGCUGUCCGCUCUGGAUAUUCUGCAACCUCCACACAUCGACUAUUUCGAGGAAAUUUAUGUGGUGACGGAGCUGAUGCAGAGUGACCUCCAUAAGAUCAUCGUGUCUCCACAGCCCCUGAGCUCUGACCAUGUUAAAGUCUUUCUCUAUCAGAUCCUCAGAGGAUUGAAGUAUCUACACUCAGCUGGUAUUUUGCACAGAGAUAUCAAACCUGGCAACUUACUGGUCAACAGCAACUGUGUACUUAAGAUUUGUGACUUUGGUUUGGCGAGAGUGGAGGAGCUGGACGAGUCGCGUCACAUGACCCAGGAGGUAGUGACGCAGUACUACAGAGCGCCAGAGAUCCUAAUGGGGAGCAGGCACUAUACCAACGCCAUCGACAUCUGGUCUGUGGGCUGCAUCUUUGCCGAGCUUCUUGGCCGACGCAUCCUCUUCCAGGCCCAGAGUCCCAUCCAACAGCUGGACUUGAUCACAGAUCUGUUGGGGACGCCAUCUCUGGAGGCCAUGAGGACGGCGUGUGAGGGGGCUAGAGCUCACAUCCUGAGAGGCCUCCACAAACAGCCCUCACUUCCUGUCCUGUAUACCCUGUCCAGUCAAGCAACCCAUGAGGCUGUUCACCUCCUCUGCAGGAUGCUGGUCUUUGACCCAUUGAAGCGGAUCUCUGCAAAGGAUGCCCUGGCACACCCAUAUUUGGAUGAGGGGCGUCUGCGCUACCACACCUGCAUGUGCAAAUGCUGCUACACCACAUCUUCUGGCCGCGUCUACACCAGUGACUUUGAGCCCAUCACCAAUCCCAAGUUUGACGACGGCUUCGAGAAAAAUCUGACGUCAGUACGGCAAGUCAAAGAGAUCAUUCACCAGUUCAUCCUGGAGCAGCAGAAGGGGAAUCGGGUACCGCUCUGUAUCAACCCCCAGUCUGCUGCCUUCAAAAGCUUUAUCAGCUCGACAGUAGCUCAGCCCUCUGAGAUGCCUCCAUCUCCUCUGGUUUGGGAGUAGCUGAGUAUUGCCAUAAAGAUGAUGUCGAAUAUAAGAGUGGUAGUGGACACCUCUCCUGCAGCCUGUCCCGCGCCCACACCCCCUGGACUACUGACCCACAGGCCUCCCCAAACCUGCGUAGCAUUUCACUGGAGUCUAGGACUAGCCAUGUCGCUGAUGUGUGUGUGUGUACUGUAAGACUUAGAAAAUUGAGUUUUAUCAAAGCAACCACUGCUGAUCGAAUUCAAAACGGGACACGGGAAGGGUGAGGGUGAUCUCGGGGUGGUUUGUCCGUACAAUAGAAGCAUACCCACUGCUCUGUAGUUGUAUACUGAAGGUUUGUUAAGAUGCACACUUACAAACCCAUACCCUAAGCAGACGAAGUCGACCCCUGUGGACUUGAAUGUAUUUUAAACACCAGGGCGGCAUCCUCUGCACGGCAUUUCUGAAGGAAAACGCAUCACUUCUAAGUGUGUGCGCGAGUAGGCAUGCUUUAUUUAUUAAUGGAAAGAGGAAGCCGCGUGCAGUGCUUCAUGUAGAAUGGAAAAGAAGGCAACUUUCUCUGCUUCUCUCUUUUUCUCUCACGCUAGCACCUUACUAAGAACUGUGACCACUCGUUCGGCUAGAGUGAGCUCAUCGCAUUUAUUUCCUUUAACAGAAGUGUGAAUGUUGAUUUUAUGAUUUCCUUCCAUUUUCACUUUCGUCUAUGUGUUUCCUUUGUCUAUCCAUAUAUCUUUGUUUGUUUGUAUCUCGCUUUCUGUCUCACUUUCGCUCUCAUAAGAUAACUUUUUGUCAGUAAAAGUCAGUAUUCCUUAGUGCAACACUUUGCAGAGAUACUGAUAAGCAGGCGUUUUGUAGUACUCCUGAACGUAGACAUGUUGUGUCAGUAUUUAGUCUUUUGGGGUAACCGAACGGCACAGCAAUUUAAAAGCGUCAAGGAUCCAAAGCAUGAGAUUGGCCUGAGGUGAAAUGCACAACUUGCUGUCUGCUUAAAAAGGGUUUAUCCAUUUAAGUCCAUCUUCAUGUCCAGCCUACUGUAUAGGCAAAGAGCAUGUCGAUAAGUCUUGAAAGUGUUUGUCUCCUACUGAGACUGAAUAAAGGAAUAGUGUGUAACGACAUGUAAUACAUAUGGGAACGUCAGUAUGUUUGUUUGAUGACCUUUGACCUGUACCCAAUAUCCCUGCAGUAGUACCCAGAACAUACAGCAUGCAGAGAAUUGAACCAAAUUAUAAGUAAAACAAAGACUAAAUAGAGCAAAGAUUACUCAAGGAAAUUUAGAUAAAUCAUUCCAUAAUAACAAUGGUACAUUACCAAACCUUGUCUCUUAAUGGGAUAGUUUACCCAAAAAUAAUAAUUCUGUCAUUUGAUCACCCUCAUGUUUUGUCAAACCUACUAUUAUUAGGGGGCGGAAGAAAGUCAUUCAGGAUUUGAGGAUGAGUAAAUGAUGACUGAAUUUUCAUUUUUGGGUGAACUAUCCCUUUAAGACAAGUGUAGAACACCAUUGUUUGAAUGCAUGUAUGGACCCUGUGCAUGUUUUUAACUGACUGUGGCAUCACAAUAGUGAUCCUGUUUUUGUCAGUUCAGUGUCUUCUUCUUUGACCCCCAAAGCCCUUUUCUGUUGAAGAGCUAAUGCAGAUUGUGAAUCUGAAAAGGAACGAUAGUAUAUGUUGUGGGUCUUGAAAGCAAUUGGAGUAGUUUCACUGUAACAUGCAUUUAUUUACUUUCAUCACUCAAACUUAAAAAAUCGAAAUGAAAAUAUUUAAUAUAUUUUUAGAUAAUUAUUUUUAUUUCUUCCUCAAUGUGCUAUGGCAUGCUUUCCCAUAAUCCACUUGAGUAUGGUAUUAAAUAAGUGAGUAGCAGGUAGAUUUCAACAGAAAUUCAAAAUCUACAAAAUAAAUUAUUGUACAAGAAAUCGCCAACCACACACACACACA
Messenger RNA from Xyrauchen texanus (razorback sucker), 4732 nucleotides. RefSeq names its product serine/threonine-protein kinase NLK-like. Lineage: Eukaryota; Metazoa; Chordata; Actinopteri; Cypriniformes; Catostomidae. Gene Ontology annotation, cellular component: cytoplasm; nucleus. Gene Ontology annotation, biological process: protein phosphorylation; intracellular signal transduction. Bases 1230 to 2819 code for a protein of 529 amino acids. The transcript is spliced from 11 exons. The record is from RefSeq and is a predicted model, not a curated record. Gene Ontology annotation, molecular function: ATP binding; MAP kinase activity.